Molecule: messenger RNA, 4225 nt
Organism: Aphis gossypii (cotton aphid)
Lineage: Eukaryota; Metazoa; Arthropoda; Insecta; Hemiptera; Aphididae
Gene: Pgm1
Product: phosphoglucomutase
Exons: 10
Coding region: 141-1823 (560 amino acids)
Biological process (GO): carbohydrate metabolic process
Cellular component (GO): cytosol
Molecular function (GO): phosphoglucomutase activity; magnesium ion binding
Source: RefSeq, a predicted model, not a curated record
UCAGAACAUUCAAAACGCUUCAUAGUUGAUAGUCUUGUAUUUCUUGUCACUCCGCUUUUGUGAUUUCCUCGUUACUGACUACAACUCAUUACUUUGUCCCCAUCCGAGUGCAUCGAUAUUAGCUCGUGCCCUGUCUUGCUAUGGAACCAGUGGUAGUGAAAACGACUGCGUAUGAAGGCCAAAAGCCAGGAACCAGUGGUUUGCGCAAGGCUGUCAAAGUAUUUCAGCAGCCAAACUACACGGAAAACUUCGUGCAGGCUGUGCUAGGCGCCGUCCAGCCAUCGGCCGCGGGAAGCACCUUGGUGGUCGGUGGUGACGGCCGGUUCUUCUGCGCUGAAGCUGUGGACGUGAUUAUUAAAAUUGCCGCUGCCAACGGGGUAAAGAAAUUAAUUAUUGGGCAUAAAGGAAUUUUAUCAACUCCAGCUGUGUCCUGCAUUAUUCGAAAAUAUAAAGCAACCGGUGGCAUAGUACUUACAGCUAGUCAUAACCCAGGAGGUCCUAACAAUGAUUUCGGUAUUAAGUACAACACAGCCAAUGGAGGUCCUGCUCCAGAAUCUGUUACAAAUGCCAUCUACGAGUUGACUAAAAAUAUCACUUCUUAUAGUAUUGUACCAGAUUUGAAAUGUUCUAUAGAAUAUUGUGGCUUACAAUAUUUCAAAGUUAGCGGUAAAGAAUUUGAAGUAGAAGUCAUUGACUCUGUUGUGGAUUAUCUUCAGUUGAUGAAAAGUAUUUUUGAUUUUGAUGUUAUUCGCAAGUUAAUUCAAGGAUCCAAUAAUAAAGCACCUUUUAAUAUUCUUAUUGAUUCAAUGAAUGGAGUCACUGGACCUUAUGUAAAGAAGAUUUUUAUUGAAGAAUUAUGUGCACCAUCUAAUAGUGCUAUCAAUGUGGUACCUUUAACCGACUUUGGCGGAAUUCAUCCGGACCCUAAUCUUACUUAUGCUUUUGGCCUUGUAAAAGCAUUACAAGAAGGAGAAUAUGAUCUCGGUGCAGCUUUUGAUGGAGAUGGUGAUCGUAAUAUGAUUCUUGGUAAAAAAGCAUUUUUCAUCAACCCAAGUGAUUCAUUAGCUGUUUUAGCAAACAAUCUAGAAUGUAUCCCUUAUUUUAAACUGAAUGGUGUCAGAGGUUUCGCCAGAAGUAUGCCUACAGGCGCAGCUGUGGAUAGGGUAGCAGCAAAGCAAGGAAAAGAACUUUUUGAAGUACCCACAGGUUGGAAAUUUUUUGGAAAUUUGAUGGAUGCAGGUCGUUUGUCGCUCUGUGGUGAAGAAAGUUUUGGAACUGGUUCUGAUCAUAUUCGUGAAAAAGAUGGAAUAUGGGCUGUCUUGGCAUGGUUAUCAGUGCUAGCCAAUACUGGAGAGUCUGUAGAAACUAUACUUACUAAUCAUUGGAAAACUUUUGGACGUAAUUACUUCACUAGAUAUGACUAUGAAAAUUGUGAAUCUGAACCAUCUAACCAACUUAUGUCAGAUUUGGAAAAAAAAGUGACUGAUCCUGCAAUUAAGGGUCAGAAAUUUAUCUAUGGUUCAAAGGUUUAUGUAUUCAAACAAGCUGAUAAUUUUGAAUAUUGUGAUCCAAUUGAUAAGAGUGUCACUAAAAAACAGGGUAUAAGAGUGUUAUUUGAAGAUGGAUCCAGGUUUGUGUUUCGAUUAAGUGGUACUGGCAGCAGUGGUGCUACUAUUCGUUUAUAUGCUGAAUCAUAUGAACCACCAACCUCAAAUAUUUUAGAAGAUGCUCAAGUGGCUCUUAAUCCUCUUAUUCAAAUAGCAUUGGAGAUUUCUAAAUUGGUACAAUUUACUGGACGUACUUCUCCAACUGUGAUUACGUAAGGAUCCUGAGUUUUUUUAUUCAAAAUUUAGUUUUUUCAAAAUUGUUUUUGUUAAAAUUCUGUGAUUUUUAGCAUAUUAAAAAAAUGUAUUAGUCAAUGUUUAAUAUAGUAGUUAUCUGUUAAAUAAAUAUAAUUAAAGUAAUUUAUAUUUUAACAAAUUGAAUAGUAAAUACUUAAUAUAAAAAUACAUUAAAUUUAUUCUAAGGUAUUUAUAUAUUAUAUAAUUUAUAAAAUAAUUUAUUUAAAAAAAUAUUAUACAAAUUUAAGUGUAUUAUUGUUAAAAAGAAUGCUAAUUUUGAUCAAUAAAAGUUUUAAAAUCCUUCUCCUUGCCCAAUAUAUAUUUUUUAAACUGUUAAACUCAUAAUUUUAUAGUGUUGUUUUUUUAUGUUAAGUCUUGUAUGAUUUUUAUUGUAUUUUGUUAUUAGUUUUUUGUAUAACAAAUCUUUGAACCAAGUUCAGUAUAAAAAACUUGAAUCAUCAAUAAUUCAUCAUAUCUAACCCUUUUAUAAUUACCGCAUCAUGUAAAUUAUUUGGGUAUUUUAUUUUGUUUUUACAAUAUUUGAAUACAGUUAUAAUUAUGUACAUUUGUGUUGUGAACUAAUCUUUAAGGAUUUUUUUAAAUCAGUUAUUAAUUUGUAAGUAUAAUCUUACUCUCAGACUUAAAAAUAUUAGGUGGGGUUACCUUUGAAAGUUUUUGUUGAUGUUGUUUUUGAUCCGUAAAGGGUAAUUAAAACUCUUUAACCAGUUGAUACUGCCAAUAGCUUGUGGAGUCUAAUUUGCCCGAUGGGAUUUUAAAUGUUGACUCGAUUAAUGUUAUAAAUUAUUAUUAUUAAUAUUAUUCUAAUAUAAAAAAUUUAAAUAUGUUUUAGUUGUAUAUUGUAUGUGGCAUAUUUUAAAAUUAUAAUAUGCUAUGUACUUUAUAGAUUAAAUAAUCCUAAUAGUAUAAAUGUGAUGUUAUAUAAUAUAUAACCAUAUAGAUUAGAUAAAUAGAUUUGUGUUACUGUUUACUUAAAAGGAUGUAAGUAUACUAUUUGUUAUCCAUUACAAAGUCCAUUUAUCCAUUAUAUCCUUAACAAAGUAAAUUUGCGUUUAGUAUUGUAUUGUUAGCUUUAAUAUUUAUAUGUACCUAUUAAGUUAAACUUGUAUUUGUACAUUGGUUUUUUUUUUUUGCAAUAUUUCAAUUUUUAUACAAAUUAUGAUUUAUUUAAAUAGAUAAUUUGAUUAAGUUUAAACUUGAUAUUAGAACAAUUUACACAAGUAUUAAAGUUAAGUACACAAGAUUAGUUCUGCUAAACACAAAUUUGCUAGUUUGAUGGAUCAGACAGAAUACUAGUAGUAUGCUAACAUCCUCUUAACUUUUUUUGAAUAAACACUAUACUAUGUCUGUGACAUUUAAUCAAUUGUUUUUGUUAAUAAUUUGUUUUAUUAAUAAUAUACCUACAUUUAUGUUAAUGUGUGUUUUGAAUUGUUGAAUAACAAUUAAUUUUAGUCUAGAUUUUUAAUUGAAAUUUUAAAAUAGAUUUCAGUUAAUUACUUACUUAAGACAUUUUAUUUAAAACAAAAAAAAAAAAAAAUAAUAAUAAUAAAAUGUAUUUGUAUGACAAAAAAUUAAUAUAUCUGUAUGAGUGAUAAUGAUGUGUAACUAUUGUUAUUAAUAUUAUAUUAAAAUUGACACUCACAUGUAAAACAUAAUUUUUUCUUUGUGUUUUUAUUUCAUUGUAAAUGUUUUACAAGAACUUUGAUCAUUUUUUAUGUAUAUUUUGAAAUUGUUUUAAAUGAUUAAUAUUAUAAACUAUAAAAUUAUACUUCAUAUUAUAUAGUUACUGAAAAAAAUCAUAAAUAGAUGCUUAUUUUGUGUAUCUUUUGAUUAUCACGGUUUCUUUUCAUGUAUAUUAACUAAUAAAAUAUCUAAAUAAGAUAAAAUAUUAAAAAUAAAAAUAAUCUGUAACUACAUUUUUAGUACAUUUAAAUAUCCUAUUUAAUAUAUAUAUACAUAUGAAUUAAUAAUAAAUUCUCAUUUUUACUUCUUAAUAAUCAUUAAUUACUACUUACCUAUUAGAUACCUAGUUAUUUUGUACUUAUAAUACAUUAUUAUUUGUAUUAUUCAUUAAGUUGUUACAUAAUACAAUAGUCUCAUUGAUAUAAUAACUUCAAAUAAAUAAUUAAAGAUAGAAAUUUAAGAGAAAAUAACUGUAUUUAUGUCUUAAGUUUUGUAUUUUAAUAUUAUUUGUCGUGGGCUUGAUGUAAUAUUCACCCAAUUAUUUUGUGGUUUUUGUAAUACUUAACACAUCAUAAAUGUACUUGAUAAAUAUAAUUGUUUUUAAUUAUUGCUAGCUUACUACUUAAUAUAAAAAAAAAAACAAAUAAGAUGUUCCAAUUUUUUAAUAUAUGCAUAAAUGGUUC